Molecule: messenger RNA, 1842 nt
Organism: Clonostachys rhizophaga
Lineage: Eukaryota; Fungi; Ascomycota; Sordariomycetes; Hypocreales; Bionectriaceae
Source: the annotation of a GenBank genome assembly
AUGGAGCGCCCACUCCCUCCCUUGUCCACCGACCCUCAUCUCACAGAUCCUCCUCUUCUGAAGAAUCACUCUGCUUUGAAGACUUACAAAACCAGCCAUGCAGAGUACAAGGACAUUAGAGUAUUCUACCGUGAGCAUGCCAAGGCCGAGGAGCUCUACAAGUCGAUAGGACCCCUGCCGUUGCUGGUAUGCAUUCCCGGCCUGGGCGGUUCUGUCGCGCAGUUUGAUCCUCUCCUCAACAGCCUCGUCGAUUUGGCGCCAUGUCUGGCAAUCGAUUACCCAGGUGGUGGUCGAUCAGGCUUUAACACGACUUCCUGGGACGCCUAUUCUUUCGAGGCCCUUGGAGAGCUGUUUGAAACUAUUAUUGAGGAUUAUCGAGACAAGGAUGCGGGGCAAACUGUUGUGCUGCUUGGCCAUAGCAUGGGAACAGCGCAUGCGGCUAGAUUGGCGAACAGGGAGGUCGCCCACGUUACUCGUUUGGCAGAGUACGUUGUCGGGCUCAUCGCCAUCUGUCCUGCCCCUCCAGUGAGCGAGGUGUUGGCCAACAGAGUGAGAUGGUUCCUGUGGGUUCCUGGGUGGAUCUUUGACCUGUGGCGAGCUUGGGAUGGGAUGGGUGGCCCGGAGAGUGGGAGUGUGCGCCGCCUGGUUGGUCCUGACGCUGAACCCGAGCUGAAGGCUAUGCAGUAUCGUUACAACAAGCAAAGCCGGACACCGGUUUGGAGACGGACUUUGAACGGCGCAUUACCGACUUACAAGGAGGGAAAGCCAGUGGGUGGUAUGGCGAGUCUGGAUGUCUGGGCAGGACUCAAUAUUCCAGUCUUUGUGAUCGCGGGCGACAAGGACAAGUUGACCCCGCCCUCAGAAGUUCAGAAGAUAUUCGAGGCGGUAAAGUUAGGCCUCAAGGAUACAGGAUCCGAAGCAGCGGGAACAGAUGCUUUGGGCGCUGUUUCAGCUGCUCCUGUGGAUAUAUCGACUCGACUCGAGGAUCAUCUUCCUGAGACUAUUGAAGAUAUUAGGGAGUCGGAUUUUUAUAAGACGAAGGAACCUCAACCCGAAAGUCAAGAUGAUGACCCUUCAACUCCCCAGGAGACACCAGCGGAUGUCCCGCCCCAGCCUCGCCAUCCCCGCAAGGUAGUCAAGUACAUUGUGAUGCCGGAGGCCACUCACGCUGUGCUCUACGUCCCCAAGUCUGUUCGUGCCCUGGCUGGCUUGAUAUCCGACUUCCUCGCCACCAAUGUGACGAAGAGAUUGUCUUUGGCCUGGCAGCUGCAGUACUUAUCCCGGGAGGGCAAAUGGGAUGUCAAGAAUCUGAACAAAUGGAAGAAGGUAGCGCCGGUAUCUGAGCCCAUUGGUCCUGCUGGAAAGCCCAUUUUCCGAGCUAUGAAGACCCUCCGUGAGGCAGACGACGUACACACUCCCACAGAGUUUGUCAGCCACUGGGGACACAUUAUAAAAAACGUCGUCGAUAUUUCAAAAGACCAGCCUGUUUAUGACCCGCGUGGGCUUGAGCGGGCAGGCGUCCAUUACCACAAAUUCCCCACCGUUUCCAAGGUGCCACCCACGGCCGAGGAGGUCGAACAAUUCAUCCAGCUCAUCGACACUAUCCGAAGCCGGCAGCCAGAGACUGGCGAGGGCGAGAAAGAGUUGAUCGGCGUCCACUGUCACUAUGGCUUCAACCGCACAGGCUAUUUCAUUGUGUGCUACCUCGUCGAGCGAUGUGGUUUCAGUGUCAAGGACGCGAUCGCAGAGUUUGCGACGAACAGACCACACGGUAUUCGGCACUCUCAUUUCUUGGACCGCUUGUACGUGAGAUAUAGCAUGGAGGCUGCCCAGAAGGACUAA